AUGGAUACGAAUACGAUUUUGUUGGAGGCAUUGAACGCGCAGUGCUGUAACGAAAAUAUUUCAAUCGGUGAUCUACAAAAGGACGUGUUGUAUCCGGUCAACUUCAUGAAAAAUAUUGAUACCAAAUUUGGCUUUGCGGUGUCAUGCGUACUACACGACAACUCGACCGGAGGGACGUUGAACGUGUUCCUUCCGAAGGCGAUUAUGAUGACCGCUGAAGCAUGCGAAAGUUAUAACCAGGGCGAAGGGGUGAGGUUAAGCCUAGUUUUUAGGGGGAUGAAGAAUAGGAGUUUCGUGAUAGGUUUUGAAAGAAAUCUAUUAUGA
Messenger RNA from Macrosiphum euphorbiae (potato aphid), 324 nucleotides. NCBI's taxonomy places the organism in Eukaryota, Metazoa, Arthropoda, Insecta, Hemiptera, Aphididae. The record is from the annotation of a GenBank genome assembly.